This is a messenger RNA of Aspergillus glaucus CBS 516.65, 855 nucleotides long. RefSeq names its product caleosin family protein. Lineage: Eukaryota; Fungi; Ascomycota; Eurotiomycetes; Eurotiales; Aspergillaceae. The transcript has 5 exons. The record is from RefSeq and is a predicted model, not a curated record. The coding region runs from base 1 to 855 and encodes 284 amino acids. Gene Ontology annotation, molecular function: calcium ion binding; monooxygenase activity.
AUGCCACACAAAUCACACUCCAAACACAACGGCGAAACCAAAUCGUCCAAGAACUCCAACCACGUCAAUGGACACCACCCAAACUCCCCAUCCGACAUCGACUUCGACAUAACCGUCGCAAACUGCCCUCCCACGAAACGAGUCCCCGCCAUCCACGCCGACGAAUACAUCGACAAACCCGGAAUCGCAAGAGGAAACCUCGCAGCAUCAACAGAUAGCCCGCACGGAGAUGAAGGAUAUUCCAAGAAACACCGGAACUUCACCCCAUUACAACAACACGUCCUCUUCUGGGACCGCGACGCGGACGGUCAGAUCUACCCCUGGGACACAUACAUCGGUUUCCGCGAGUUGGGGUUUAAUAUCCUCUUCUCGUUUGUGGCUGUGUUGAUUAUCAAUAUCAAUUUUUCGUAUCCGACGAGACUUGCGCAUUCGUAUAUGCCGGAUCCGUGGUUUAGGGUUUAUGUGGAUAGUAUUCAUAAGGCUAAGCAUGGCUCCGACAGCAGUACAUACGACCCUGAAGGCCGUCUGGUACCGCAGAGUUUCGAGAAUAUGUUCAGUAAAUACAACAAGAACGGAGACGGGACGUUGACGUUCGGUGAAUUGUUCACUAUGAUUAAAGGCCAUCGGUGUGCUGCUGAUCCGUUUGGUUGGGGAGCUGCAUUCUUCGAAUGGGGAUCAACUUGGCUUCUCAUACAGAGAGAUGGGAAGAUAUAUAAGGAGGAUGUUCGUGCUGUUAUGGAUGGCUCGAUAUUCUGGAAGAUCCGCGAAGAACGACAGAAAACUGCACAAGGAUGGAAUAAAGGAUGGGGAAUUGGUGGAGAUGGAUUCGUGGGAUCGCAGAAAGUGCACAUUUAA